Messenger RNA from Rotaria socialis, 2133 nucleotides. The record is from the annotation of a GenBank genome assembly. Lineage: Eukaryota; Metazoa; Rotifera; Eurotatoria; Philodinida; Philodinidae.
AUGAACAAAUUUGGUCGCGUCCCAAGACUUUUGAAACACACUGUACAGCUUUAUAUUAUCCCAGGCCAAUGUCAGAAACUUGAUUACAUGCUAUCCGAACAACUGCAUAUUGAAAAAAUACAUCGCGAGCAACAAACCAUAAAUAGAAACUCUACUGGAUCAUUCAAAGUCUUCCGAGGUCAAAGUUUAUCUUUCGCAGACUUUGCAAAGAUGAAAAAUACGAUAGGUGGACUUAUGUCGUUCAAUAGUUUUUUAUCUACAAGUUAUGACAGAGAUAUUUCUCUUGAACUUUACGCACGAUCUGUAGCAAUCAACGAUCCGAGUUCUGUAGGAAUCCUUUUUGUCAUGACCAUUAACCUAGCAGCAUGCCGCGAUUCAACAAACGCUUUUGCCGACGCAAGCACAGAAAGCUUCUUCCAGGAAGAAGAGAAAGAACUAAUCUUAUCCUCCCAUACGGUUUUUCGCAUUGACCAAAUAGAAAUAAUUCCGGACGAGCACACUGAUAAGCUCUGGGAAGUAAGUCUCACACUCCAAGAUCCCAACAGUCAUGAUCUGCAAACCCUAACAGUACAAAUACGAAAAGAAGUAUGCGAAGCAGCCAAACCAGGAUGGUCUCGAUUAGGUAUUAUACUCAUCAAACUCGGUGCAUAUUCAAAAGCGGAAUACCUCUAUAAAGUGCUUCUGGAAAAAACAGCUACCCAAAUUGAGCAAGCGAGUUAUAUUCAACUACUUGGCGUCGUAUACAGCAGUACGGGGGAGUACUUCAAAGCACUUUCAUGGUUCGAAAGAUCACUUGAAAUCCUCAAAAUAGCUCACUCACCGAAUCAUCCCGACUUGGCUGUUUCAUACAACAACAUCGCUUCAGUACAUUGUCACAUGGGUGAGUAUUCGAAAGCACUUUCAUUCUAUGAAAGAUCCCUUGAAAUUCUCAAAAUGGCUCGCUCACCAAAUCAUCUGGACUUGGCCGCUCCGUACAGCAACAUCGCUUCAGUACAUUGCCACCUGGGCAUGUACUCAAAAGCACUUUCAUCGUAUGAAAAAUCACUUGAAAUCCGAAAAAUAGCUCUCCCAUCGAACCAUCCUGACUUUGCUGAUUCCUACCACAGUAUCGCUUCAGUGUAUGGAUACAUGGGAGAAUACUCAAAAGCAUUAUCAUCUUACAAAAGGUCACUUGAAAUUCAAGAAAUAGCUCUGCCUCCGAAUCAUCCUGACUUGGCUACUUCCUAUAACAACAUCGGCAUAAUGUAUAAUAAAAUGGGCGAGUACGCCAAGGCACUUUCAUCGUAUGAAAGAUCACUUGAAAUCCGAGAAAUAGCUCUCCCACAGAAUCUCCCCGCGUUGGCUACUUCCUACAAUAGCAUCGCUUCAGUGUAUAAUAACAUGGGCGAGUACUCAAAAGCACUUUCAUCGUAUGAAAGAUCACUUGAAAUCCGAAAACUAGCUCUCCCAUUGAACCAUCCUGACUUGGCUGCUUCCUAUAACAAUAUCGCCUCAGUGUAUGAUAACAUGGGCGAAUACUCGAAAGCACUUUUAUCGCACGAAAGAGCACUCGAAAUCGUGAAAAUAGCUCUCCCUUCGAAUCAUCCAGACUUGGCGGCUUCCUACAACAACAUUGGUAUGGUGUAUGAUAAAAUAGGAGAGCACGCCAAAGCACUUUCAUCGUACGAAAGAUCGCUUGAAAUCCUCAAAAUAGCUCAGCCCCCGAAUUAUCCUGACAUAGCUGCUACCUACAACAACAUUGGUAUGUUGUAUAAUGGCAUGGGCGAGUACUCGAAAGCCCUUUCAUCAUACGAAAGAUCGCUUGAAAUAUUGGAAAGUGUACUUUCUGAAAACCAUCCGCACAUUGCACUUGUGAGAAGUUGCGAUCAUAUAAAAAAUAUUAAAAAAUCUGCAAAAGAUUCAAGGCUCACGCAACAAGAAUUAUCGAGAUCUGCUGAAUUAACAUCCAAUCGACCAAUAUCUUCAUCUUCAGCAAAUUCACAAUUAGAUAAAGUUGAUGAUGCUUCUCCAACUUCUAUGCCAACAUCUCAUACUGAAUCCCAGAUCGUAGUAAAUCAGAGUAUGCAAGCUAGUAAACGUCUUUUGGCAUCACAGUCACAGAAUAAUCAUCCAGCAAAGAGAAGUCGCGUUUGA